Eleginops maclovinus (Patagonian blennie) is the source of this 2069-nucleotide messenger RNA. RefSeq names its product aldehyde dehydrogenase 3 family, member B1 (gene aldh3b1). Gene Ontology annotation, molecular function: 3-chloroallyl aldehyde dehydrogenase activity; aldehyde dehydrogenase (NAD+) activity. Lineage: Eukaryota; Metazoa; Chordata; Actinopteri; Perciformes; Eleginopidae. Gene Ontology annotation, biological process: aldehyde metabolic process. The record is from RefSeq and is a predicted model, not a curated record. The coding region runs from base 135 to 1544 and encodes 469 amino acids. The transcript is spliced from 10 exons. Gene Ontology annotation, cellular component: cytoplasm.
CCCCCUCCCCUCCCACGCCCUGUCCCGCCCCCGGGAGCUGCCAAAUCGAACGGUUGAUAGAAAAGACACAACUCCAGGAAUCACUCUGGAAACGUUCUCCGCACCGUCUCCCCAGCACAGCAGCAGGUGAAAGGAUGGAGACCCACAGCCAGGUUCUGGACAAGUUGCGCUCAGCGUUUCGGUCGGGUAUCACGGUACCAGAGGCGUUCCGCCAAACUCAGCUAAAACAGCUCAUGUCCCUGAUGACAGAAAAUGAAGAGCAGAUUUUAGAUGCACUGAAGAAAGACCUUGCCAAGCCAAAAUUUGAGUCCAUCAUAGCUGAGGUGGAUAUCGUGAUCAAUGAGCUGCACUUCACCAUCGCUAACCUGAACAGCUGGAUGCAGCCGGAGUACGUCAGCAAAAACCUGGCCACAAAGCUGGAUGAGUGUUUUGUGCGGAGGGAGCCGUUGGGGGUGGUGUUGAUCAUCGGCCCGUGGAACUACCCACUGCAACUCCUCCUCUCACCGUUGAUCGCUGCCAUUGCUGCAGGUAACUGUGCGCUCAUCAAGCCUUCAGAGGUCAGCGCCGCCACAGACGCUCUCGUCGCAGAGCUCAUCCCCAAAUAUAUGUCUCAGGACUGUUACGCAGUGGUCCGCGGUGCAGCAGAGGAGACCAAGGCUCUACUGACGAACCGAUUUGACCACAUCUUCUACACAGGUUCUCAGGCCGUGGCGCGCCACAUCCUGCGUGCGGCCGCGGACCAUCUGACCCCGGUGACUUUGGAGCUGGGUGGGAAGUGUCCGUGCCUGAUAUACGGUAAGGUGAACAUCAACUAUGCUGCUCGCCGCCUGGCCUGGUCCAAGUUCUUUAACACGGGCCAGAGCUGCGUGGCUCCGGACUUCCUGGUGUGCUCGAAGGCCACGCGGGACGCCCUGCUGCCCGCACUGAGACAAACCCUGGAGGAUUUCUACAGCAAAGAGCCUGAGAGCUCCUCCGACCUGCCCCGCAUCGUGUCCCCAAGACACUGGACCCGGCUCAUGGAGCUGUUCAAGAGGUCCAAGGGAAAGGUGGUGAUGGGAGGAGAGAGCAACGAGGAGGACAAGUACAUUGCUCCCACAGUGCUGGUGGAUGUGGCUGAAGAUGACGCUCUGAUGGAGGAGGAGAUCUUCGGCCCUUUCCUGCCCAUCCUCACCGCCGAGACUCUGGAGGAAGCCAUCGCAUUAAUCAACCGCCAAGAGAAGCCACUGGCCCUCUACGUGUUCUCUGAAGAGUCCUCUGUGGUGAACACGGUGCUGGAGAAGAGCAGCAGCGGAGGAUUCUGCUCCAACGACGGGAUCAUCCACAUGGCGCUGCCGACGCUGCCAUUCGGGGGUGUAGGGGCCAGCGGUUUCGGCAGUUACCACGGUCGCUGGGGCUUCGAGAGACUCAGCCACCAGAGGGCCGUCAUGCUGCGGGGGUGGACCUUGGAGAGACUCAACGGCCUGCGCUAUCCCCCCUACACAGAGGACAAGCUGAGCUGGCUGCGCUGGACCACCUCUGCCAAACCCAGCUGCUCACUCAUGUGACGUGUGUGUGUGUGUGGUGUGUGUGUGUGUGUGUGUGUGUGUGUGUGUGUGUGUGUGUGUGUGUGUGUGUGUGUGUGUGUGUGUGUGUGUGUGUGUGUGUGUGUGUGUGUGUGUGUGUGUGUGUGUGUGUGUGUGUGUGUGUGUGUGUGUGUGUGUGUGUGUGUGUGUGUGUGUGUGUGUGUGUGUGUGUGUGUGUGUGUGUGUGUGUGUGUGUGUGUGUGGUCCCUUUCUCUUAGCAUGACACAUCUUUUUGCCACUAUUAUGUAUUUUCAUUGAUACUGAUACACCCACACUUUAUUUUGUAGUUCUCUUGAAGUCACAUUGAUACUGCGCAGCUUUGUUUUAUUAGUGAAACCUUUUGAAACGGCUGAUGUGUUUAAUACACUGAUAUAUUUACCUGGGUAAACGGAGAAUGGGGUUACAGGUACGGUUUUUGUUUUUAUCUCCGUAUAGGAUGACACUGUACUGUUUUUUACUGUUUUCCAUGAAAUACUACUAAUAAAUUUGUCUUUCAUUGAUGAACAA